Clunio marinus is the source of this 3110-nucleotide messenger RNA. The record is from the annotation of a GenBank genome assembly. NCBI's taxonomy places the organism in Eukaryota, Metazoa, Arthropoda, Insecta, Diptera, Chironomidae.
UUAUUCCUUUAACUGGCUUAAAAGCAUAUGAUCUGUGAUAAAAAAUCUCACUUUCGUUUCUACUUCUUCUGGAGAAGCAUAAAAAUAAAAGAAUUGAACGAGUAAUGAAGUUUUAAAGCAAAAAAGAUUGAAAGUGAAUUAACUGGAUAGAAAGGGUGGAAAAAUUAUUUAUUUAAUAACCCACUGUGCGUAUAAUUAAAUACCAAUGCUUAAUAGAAAUAACACAUAAAUUAUCAAUCAUUACUUAUGAGAAUAGUCAACAAUUAUAAUAAAAGUAGCAAUUAACAUAACCGACACCCUUAAUUGUUAAACAUAAUGGAAAAACGCGAUGAAGUGAAAACGCCUGACAAAUUUAUUGUAUGGGAAGCCUUAAAGUCAAUCAUCUAUAAUAACAUCGAUUUUUAUAAAAGUGACGAUACGACAAAUGGCAUAAAAUUGCACGGAGCGUUUCUAGGAAUUCUCGACAAUUUAGACGAAGCGCGACCUUUGAUCGAAGAAGUUGAAUCGUUUUGCAAGCUUUACGAUUUCGAUGAAAAAACUCCCGGGAAUGGACAUCGUAGUUUCUUAAAAGUCUUUGAUUGUGCCAUCAAUCACACUUUAAAGAUUGUCAAAUAUGUCACAGAAAGCCGAUCAAGUUUAUUAUUCCGUAAAAGUACAUACACAAAGGAAGUUGAAGCAUGCAAUCAUAUGUUGGCUGCUUUAAUAACAUUCUUAAAUCAUUUGCUCACACUUCAUUCAUGGAGUGAAGUUGGAAAUCUUUUUCCGGUUGAAGAACGUCCACCAGAAGACAUUCUCGAUCGUGCAAAGACUGUCAAUCAAUUCGCCUUCUAUGGACGAUGUCUUGGAUUUCAAUUUUGUGACUCCAUCAAGCCUGUGUUAAAAUUCAUUGCAAUUUCAAUGGCAAGCUAUUCAGAAUCAUAUUACAGCAACAACGGAACAUUCAUUAAAGCAACCAACUCGAUGUUUAACAGUGGAAAAUAUUUACUCGAUCCCGAACUUAGAUCAAAACGAAUUGUGAAUCUUUCACAAAACGCUUCAGUCGAUUUUUGUAAGUCGUUUUGGUUUUUAGCUGACAAUGAAAUUAUGAACAAGAUAACAUUAGUUAAUUAUAAUGUCAAAGUUAAUAAACUAAUGAAAGUCACAACUGAAGCAUUGAAAGUUGAAACAACUUCUGGUGAUGAGAUUGAAAUUCCAAGUGUUGGUCAGAUCCAAAUUCGUCUUGUGAGUUCACAUUUUCGUGAUGGAAUGAUGAGUGACAAUAAAAAUGAAAGCAAGAAGAGAAAAAGUGAAGGAAUUCUACCAAAAUCAAAAGCUUUAAUCGUUCAUAUUCAUGGUGGUGGUUUUGUAUCACAAAGUUCAAAAUCUCAUUUGGUUUAUUUGAGUGAAUGGGCAGAUCAAUUGAAUGUUCCAAUUCUUUCGCUUGAUUACAGUCUGGCGCCGCAAUCACCUUACCCAAAAGCACUUAAUGAAGUCUUUUAUGGUUAUUGUUGGGCUUUGAAGAAUCGCGAACUUUUGGGAUCAACAUGUGAAACUGUGAUUCUUGCUGGUGACUCAGCAGGUGCUAAUCUGGCUCUUGCAACUUCACUCAAGUGCAUUGACUUGAAAGUUCGAAAGCCUGAUGGAAUUUUCAUAGCGUAUUGUCCAAUUCUUGUCGCCUUCAAUCCUUCGCCGUCUCGUCUUUUAUGUUUGAUGGAUCCACUUCUGCCUUUUGGAUUCAUGAUGAGAUGCAUGAAAGCUUACAGCAAUCCAUCGUCGAAGGAAUGCUUUAAAGACCUCGAAGAAUUGAAACGUGCAAAAGCAGAUCGAAAUGAAGAACUGAAAAGAAAAUCUUCAAUAAAUCCAGAACAAGAUCAAGAAAUGAUGCAAAGUGAAGAUGAGAAAUCAGAUUCAUUUGAAGAGAUUUCAUGUUUUGAACGGCAUCAAACAGAUUCGAAUCUGCAAGCUCACAUUUCGCCUGUUAGUGACGUUGCUUCCAAUCACACACUUGCUGGUGCUUCAUUCCUUACUGGAACUGACAAUAAAAUGAACGACACAAUUGAAAUCAUAAGCCCAAUUGACAGCAUUCGCUCAGCGACAUCACUUGAAGAAGACUCGUUGCCAAUAACAAUUCAAAAGAAUGAGAAACGAUCGUCAGUUGCUGGUGACGUCAGUGGCGAGUUUACGAAUGUCGAUUUACCAGCGACAACAUCUUCACGUCAUAGCGACGACACAACUUGUCAUCAGAAGAAAUAUGUCGACGACUUUAUCGAGAAGUAUGUGCUGGAUGCGAAGCAGUGUGACGAUGGAUCGAUCCAACCAGUUCUUCGAAAGGCUUCACACACGAAAAGCGAGGAAAAUAUCGUGUUUGACAUUUCACGUGACACAAUCAGCGUGCAAAGUCUUCAAGAGAAAGUUCAACGAGUUGCUUCAUCACUUGUCGAUUCAGUUUCAUCAACAUUCACACAAAUCACUACAACAAAUCGUCCAAUCAUAAGAAAUUAUUCACUUGAUGAUUCUGAUGACGUUCGAUCGUUGGAGAAUGAAAGUGUUCCGACGUCACCGUCAUCUGACUUCAUCUUCAAUGUGCCUAAAGAUCCAUUUUUGUCUCCAUUGUUUGCUAGUGAUGAAGCACUUCGUCAAUUCCCUCCAAUUAAGAUCGUUACACUAACAUUGGAUCCGUGUCUUGACGACAGUGUCAUGUUUGCUAAGAAAUUAAGGGAAUUGAAAGUUGAAUUGACGCUUGACAUUCUCGAUGGUCUUCCACACGGUUUUUUAAACUUCUCAAGACUUUCGAAAGAAGCUCACGAUGGCUCAAAACUGGCAAUGUCUCGAAUUGCUGAACUGCUCAACGUAACGGUUGACGCUGAUGAAACCAAAGUUAAAUAUUUUUGUUAGAUGCCUUUAAAAGAGACGCUGGAUGAUAUUUUGUGGCUUAUUUCUCAACAUUUCUUGUCGUUGUUGAUUUGAAGUUAGUUCCAUUCAAAGCUUCAUCCAAAACUCUUCAAAUAUUUUUCAAUUCAAAUUUUCUUCAUUCAACUUUUUUAUUCAUUAUCGUAAGCAUAUUUAUUUAUUUAUAACAAACUGAAUGAUAAUAACAUAAUUAACAUGUAAGGAAUACUCUAAAUAAUAAA